AUGUCCCAGACCCAGCUGAGAGAAGGCUGUUCUAUCAGUGACGACUGCAGCACGAUCACGUGCAAUAUGAAUUUCGUUGACGAGCCAAUCACAUUCAAGCUAAAGGUAUAGCCUGCAGAGCAUGCGUUUUAAGCGCGACUGACCUAGAGGGCAACUGGAAAACUAUGGGAGGAAGGGCGGGCAAGGACGAGGGACUCAUCAACCACUCCCUUGGAAUCUUUUUUGACUUGUCUUAACUCUCUGUCACUUCAACGUCCAAAUCGUUCGCACAGCAAAAUACGCCUGCUUUGCAGGCGACCAAAGGUAUUGAUUGCUAUGCUAAUGGUCGCGGGCAUUUCUGAAGGUUCCUUUCAUAUUAAUCUAAGUAAAUUUGAAGACGUCGUCUUGAUUCAUCCCAGAGAUUCAGGGAAAUGCUUAAUAUUCUGCUUUUGUAACCGUAUUAAUGUUGGUAAGCCAACACUAAUGACAAUUACGAGUACAACUAGCUCUUUUCACGAAAUCACGUUGUGCCUAUCAUAACUAAAUAUUAGCAUUAUUUCUCAACAGGUCAACAAAUGUGAUGAACCUGUCACGGUAACGGCCUCCAUGGAUGUCCCGGAUCUAAGUGUCACGUGGUCUCACACGUACACAAGUGACGACAUCAUUGAAGUGCCCGGAUUUACUGUAUCUUUGCCUUCUAUUUUCUCGGCUGGAGUGUACGUUCAAGUUGGACUCACUGAUAACGGAGACCAAUUCAAAGUAGACAGACUACAAAUUAUCUUAGUUGCUAAAAUAUAUAUAUCUACGUGUCGCAACUGUUCAUCAGUAGGAUGCCUAAAAUGCGUGCAAUUCCACAAUUGGUUUCGGCUCCAUCAAAUCCUAUACCAAUUGCAGAACAUUUUAGGAGGAGCCACCCACCAUGUGAGCACAGUCACGGACAAUGUAUAAGUGAGGAAAAUAACGCAAAGUAAAAUUAAGACGUUAAUAAACGAACUAAAUGUACACGUCAAUUAAAUAAAUAAACAAAUAAUGCGCGCGCUCAAAAUAAAAUUGUACGCGCACACGUACCGAGAUACAUCUGGAAUACAACACUAUGUAAUAAAUAAGUAAUGUAAGGAUACGAUGGUGCAAUUCAAGCCUGGAUUGCUAAUCUCAUCUCCCGCAGGGCUGCACCAUACUUCUCGACGAUAAGACCAUGGCGAGUGAAGAAUUUAUUAAAUGAUUUCUGAAGUAGAUUGGUUUCAAAGCCUUGCUGUCUGAGUCGUAAUGAAAGUCCACGGAGUCUAUUGAUGAAGUCAACUUUGGACGUGCAAAUUCUAGCAUAUCUCACCAGUUGAGAUAUAUAAACACCGUAAGCUGGAUUGGCGGGAAUGUUGCUGUCCAUAUGAGGAAAGUUGACAAUGCGAAAUGCAAAGUCCUCUCUCUUAUCGUAGAUGCUGAUACGGAAGGGUGUGUUUUCGCCAGUCUUGAUAUUAGUGUCGAGAUAACACACUUCAGUAGAUGAUGUGGAAGUGUCCUUAAGUUCCAAUUCCGACGGGUAAAUUGCGCUGAUGUAAUUUCCAAAGUCCACAUUGUUAGCACUGAAUAAAUCGUCGAUGUACCGAAAGGUGUUGCUGAAUUGGAUGGCUUUUGUAAUAUCCUGUUUCAUUGUUUUGACCAUGAAAUCGUACUCGAAGGUAUGAAAGAAGAGAUCAGCGAAUGUUAAGGUAUUUUACAGUUAUCUCAUUGGCCAAUUCAUCGUGACGUCAAUACGUUUACUAUUAAGGGGCUAGAGAUGACGUUGCGGUGACGUACAAGAGUAGGCCCUUUCCAAGUUCCAAAAACCCUCACUUUCAAAGCGAGGCAAAGUGCAAUGCUAUCAUUAAAGGCUAAUGUUGACUUUGAUUUAUGAAAUGAAACUUCGAAACUAUUCUUUGUUUCAACAGGUGAACCUUUUGGCCGGUGGUAAAGUGUUAGGAAAGAGUGUUUACCCAGUAAAAGUCACUGAUCAUGCUUCUACUAAAACACUUACUUUUAUAAACGUUUUUAAAGCAGGAGUACACUUCAUUCUACGAUUAAAAUCUGACAAGUUUCACUUGGUGCUUUAUUUUUCUCUGUUUUUGGUGUCUUGUUUGUAGACGAGAGGGGAAAUAGCAGCCGCACAUGUUUUUCGAGAAUUAUCGAUCUCGAGCGGAGCAGGUGCAAUUUUAGGAAAGUUUCUUGGUGCUGUGGACGGGUUCAAUCACCAAAUGACGUAGCAUAAAACAUUGAAAAGUCACUGAAAAUACUCACAUCACAAUUCAAAGGCAAUGAACAAUAUGGUGUUCCGCAAAACCACAGAACACUCAAUUUUUAGAGUUCUGUACAGUACCGCAAGUGAUCCCCAACCGCAAAUGAUCCCGAGACCGCAAAUGAUUCCCAAAAUGGACCGCAAAUGAUCCUCGACCGCAAGUGAUCCCCAAAGUUGACCGCAAAUGAUCCCGAAAGAAAAAUAGUAAUGGCUUAGACUCGAGUUAGCGGAUCUUCGUGUCUAUUUUAUUAUUAUUACAAAAAGGAAGAUUAAACGCUAAAUUUCAGUUCUAAAAUAAAUACAUGAAUUAAAACUAAAUGAAAAAAUCAUUCAAGUGUAAAAACGAAGUCGCUGGGCAACACACGACUUUUACCUCAUGCCAAAAUGCUGCUUGUUCCAAUGAAUUUUCUCUCUGGCGGGUAGACUAUACCUCUGAAGGAAAACGUUUUCUCUGAGCAAAUGUGAUUUUUUCCGCUUAUUUCAUACUGAGAGGUCAUGACACGCAUUUUCGGCAGUUAUUGUUGUUUCUGGUCGGCAUGAUUUGUCCUUUAAUGCAAGAGCAUUUCCUUUGACCUCUUUUCAAAUGCAAUGCUUUUCAUUGCCGCUAAAUAAGGGUUUUAGGUUGUUUAAUUUUCUUUAAAGUACCUCAUGGAUCCGAAUAAUUAUAAGCGACUUAUUUUUAGUCCGUGAAUGUGACGGUUCCUACGAUGUUUUGUCACUUGAUAACUACCGCUUGCCUCGCUUUUGCGUUUCUCAUCACCAGGUUUAGAUUCUUGGUAACUGUCUCCAGCAAAGACCCAACAAAUGGAUAUACAUAUAAGCGUCAAUAUAACUAUUUGCAACAUGUUCAUGAACUGUAAGCAAGUUGCUCUUUCAAAAUAAACCGAAACCUGUGGACAUGGAUAAGUUCGGGGGCUUUUUGACGUGUGUUUAUUUCAAAUCAUGUCUUGUUUCGUAAAGGGCACUCCCAGGCCUGGGACACUCCUAAGCAACGAACCAAUGUCUUGCUGUUUAUCACGUAAAAUUAACACUUCAGAGAAAAAUCAAAACUAAAUAUUCUGAAAAUUAAUUGGACAUUUCUAAAAAGAUCAGUAAAGUCAAUAAAGCUCUUGUUAUGUAGAGGGUGCCCGGCUUUGUAUUCCUCAGUAGACAAGUUGAGCUUGGGCGUUAAAAUAAUAGAGUUUUUUCUGCGUAACGUCCUACCUGUCUUAAAUUUUCAGCGACGAAAGAGUUCUUUAAAGAAAAUUGAAGCAAUUGACAAUGGAAGAAGUAUACGGUUGAUACCAUAUCCUUUUCAGAUUUAUUCUACUGUUUUUUGGCCUUGUAUAAAUUGACCUGAGACGAAGCGUCCUCCUUCCCUUUUUCUUUAGAAGGCGCGAGAAAAAGGUUCCUUUUUUAUAAUCAGUCCUUUUUUGUAAUCAGUCCCAUAAAAUCCAUUCCAUUCCUCAAGUUUUCACGAGAUCAUUCGCGGUCAACUUUGGGGAUCACUUGCGGUCGAGGAUCAUUUGCGGUUGGGGAUCAUAUGCGGUACUGUACAGUUCAAUCAGUUAAGUAUCGUUGAAUCUAUUUUUAAUAAAAAGUGUGUUUUGGUUGCAGGGAUCUUCGAGUGGUGGUACAACUUUUCCGAUAUUGAAAAGGCAGCAGUAAUUGGUGGACUUCUGUUGUUCAUCAUAAUACUAAUCAUUGCCUGUUGCUGUUGUUGCGGCUGGUGCAGGUCCCGUCCAACCAACCAAGGGGCUGUUAUCGUCACUCCCGCAGCUGUCCCUACAGCUGUCAUGGCAACAAGUACCAGGAGCACCAUUCCCAUGAAACCGCUGGUCAACGAGGCUUGA
Porites lobata is the source of this 4080-nucleotide messenger RNA. The record is from the annotation of a GenBank genome assembly. NCBI's taxonomy places the organism in Eukaryota, Metazoa, Cnidaria, Anthozoa, Scleractinia, Poritidae.